Fusarium odoratissimum NRRL 54006 is the source of this 1254-nucleotide messenger RNA. RefSeq lists its product as uncharacterized. The coding region runs from base 1 to 1254 and encodes 417 amino acids. The transcript is spliced from 4 exons. Gene Ontology annotation, molecular function: FAD binding. NCBI's taxonomy places the organism in Eukaryota, Fungi, Ascomycota, Sordariomycetes, Hypocreales, Nectriaceae. The record is from RefSeq and is a predicted model, not a curated record.
AUGCAAUCAUCAUCCCAGAGCAACUCAGCACAUUCUGUCGUUAUUAUUGGCGCAGGCCCCGUCGUACUUUUCACUGCGCUGCUCCUUGCGAAAUCGGGCAUCAAGGUCUCAGUCUACGAGACGAGAAGUGGGAUAGAUACGUCUCCCAGAGCUGUGGCGUAUUUCCCUGCAGUGCUGGAGGAGUUUUCCAAAGUUGGAGCGCUUGAAGCCGUUGUCACAGCUGGAGAGAAGAACAAUGAGGGUUGCUACUGGAGGGAUAAGGAUGGAAACAUCAUUUAUGGACUUGAGCCGCCCAGGGAUGAUUCCCACUUUGUUGUAAUGCUAUCUCAGCCCGAACUUUGCCAAGUAAUUUUGGAAGCCAUCGAGGUAACCGGGAAUGCUCGGGUCCAUUUUAGGCAUACGUUCCAACGCCUGCAGCAAGGUAAUAGGUUUGUUGAUUAUUGGAUCAAAAACGAAAAUGAUGGCAGUGAGACUAAAAGUCGGUGUUUAUACCUUGUGGGCGCAGAUGGCGGCCGAAGCACCAUUAGGCGCAGUCUAGGCGUCCAACUCGAAGGCCACACCUGGGAAGAUAUGCUGUUCGUCGCUGUCAACUUUCAGUACCACCUUGGAAACCAUGGGUGGAAGGGUGCGAAUUUCAUCAUCGACCCUGAGGAAUGGUGUAUCAUUGUCAAGCGAGGCAAAGGGUCGAGCUGGCGGAUGGCGACCGGGAUCAGGAAGGAUUCAGCCAGCAAGGUUAAUACUCUGGAUGAAGCCACCAUCAAACGGAUCAAGGACAGACUAGCUCAUCUACUCCCUGGAGACACAAGCACAAUCGAAUAUGAGGCGAUGGCACCCUAUAUUGUCCAUCAGCGAUGCGCUACUGAAUUCGUGCAGGGAAAUGUCAUCUUGGCUAGAGACGCCGCUCACCAGACAUUGUUGAACAAUCCUGUCGGUGGCCUUGGUUUGACCACCGGUCUUCUUGAUGCUGCACACCUCGGCGUAUCCCUACGCCGGAUCCUAAACGAGGGUGCCAGCACGGAAUUGCCCGAUGUUUACAACAACGCCAGGCGGAGAGUCUUCCGUGAACGCACGGAUCCAAUUUCGACGGCGAACUUUUUUAGACUGAUGUCUGACAAGCCGGAAGAUAACAAGAAAAGGGCAGAGUUCUUCAAAAGGCUUCAUGACCCGAAUGACUUUAGCUUCAAGCUUCAAGGCGGUCUCCCGGACUUUGCCUUGACGACCACCUCCAACACCAAGUUUGACACAUACCUUUAG